CUGAAAUUAAGUUUUGACUCAGUCUGUUUGCCGCACUAAAACUUUAAUGAACCUCUACUCGGACUGUCUGUCCGUCAGUCUGUCUCUCUGUCCGUCUCUCUCUCCGUCUGUCUCCUAGUUUAUGUCUUAAUGAGGUGUUACCUUUCACCCGUGAGUGCAAUGCGCCUCCUCCAAGCCGCUGUCGAAGCUAACCAACUGCAAAUUUAUAGUUCACAGCUGAAUGUGCCCACACACACACACACACACACAUACACUCGUUCAGUUCAGGUUAAAGCAAAUCAUAAAAAACGUUGAAAAGCAAAUAAAAAAGAAAAAAAGAAAACGUUGCGCAGACGCAUUGGCUCAGUCAAUUUUUGUAGCUCGCCGCGCGCAGACCAGGUCCGAACGCAGCUCCGUCCAAGAGGCCAGAUUUCGCCCGUUCCGGAUUUCGUUUUCAACCGAAUUACGCUUUUGCUUUCGUUUCGCAAGCGGCAUUUCGCAAGCGUCUCUUCUUCUUGAUCAUGUUAAAGCUGAACUCUUUGCUGGCACUGCUGCUGCUGCCGCUGCUGCAGCUGACGCUGGCCACGCCCAUAGCGCCCACCACGCUAGAUGGCGCCACACCCAUCGAUGCACAGGUCUCCGCAGCGGAUUUCGGUGCACUGGACGCCUUUGCCGAAGAUGCCGAGGCCGAGAGCUCAGCGACGGCAGCCAGCGAGGCGGGCUUUAAGAUCGCGCUGCUGCCCAUGCCGGCCAAGACGGCGGAGUCUGUGAAUCUGGAGCACGAGGCGCUGCCCUCCAAGGUGCUCACCGCCUACGACAAGACGCACCAGAAGCUGGCGGACAUAACGCACCCUGUGCCCAUCUUGGACGGCAUCAGCGAGCACGAGAAAUAUGGCAACAAUGGCGACAAGUUCGACGGCAUCUCGCGCUCAAUUGUCAACGGUUACGAGGCCUUUUCCAAUCUCCUCAACAGCUUCAUACAGAAACCCAAGGAGCUGGCGCGCAGCGUCUCAAAGGGCAUCACGGCACAGUUGGACAUUAUUGGAGGCAAGCUCGUGGGACUCUAAAGAUGAAGACGGGGAACAUAAGUAAAACCAUUUUUUUUUAUUUGAUUGUAU
Molecule: messenger RNA, 1097 nt
Organism: Drosophila virilis
Lineage: Eukaryota; Metazoa; Arthropoda; Insecta; Diptera; Drosophilidae
Source: RefSeq, a predicted model, not a curated record